UUAAGAAACAGAAAUGUUUUUAUUUCAAAAGCCCACUGCCUCCAGUCCUGUGACCUGCGGCACAUAACAAAUUCUUCUUCCCACAGGAAACAUCUGUAUGGAUUAUUUCACUACAACUCCACAAUGCUUGGGCUCGAAUCACUUCCGGAUCCCAUGGACACCUGGGAAAUUAUAGAGACCAUUGGUAAAGGCACGUAUGGCAAGGUCUACAAGGUCACUAACAAACAAGACGGGAGCCUGGCUGCAGUGAAGAUCCUGGAUCCAGUCAGCGAUAUGGAUGAAGAAAUUGAGGCAGAAUACAAUAUUUUGCAGUUUCUUCCUAACCAUCCCAACGUCGUGAAGUUUUAUGGGAUGUUUUACAGAGCAGACCACUGUGUGGGAGGACAGCUGUGGCUGGUCUUGCAGCUGUGUAACGGGGGCUCUGUCACUGAGCUUGUCAAAGGUCUACUCAGGUGCGGCCAGCGGUUGGAUGAAGCAAUGAUCUCAUACAUCUUGUAUGGGGCCCUCUUGGGGCUUCAGCAUUUGCACAACAACCGAAUCAUCCACCGUGAUGUGAAGGGGAAUAACAUUCUCCUGACAACAGAAGGAGGAGUUAAGCUCGUUGACUUUGGUGUGUCGGCUCAACUCACCAGUACACGCCUACGGAGAAACACGUCAGUUGGCACCCCCUUCUGGAUGGCCCCUGAGGUCAUUGCUUGUGAGCAGCAGUAUGACUCCUCCUAUGAUGCUCGCUGUGACGUCUGGUCCUUGGGGAUCACAGCUAUUGAACUGGGGGAUGGAGACCCUCCCCUGUUUGACAUGCAUCCUGUGAAAACACUCUUUAAGAUUCCAAGAAACCCUCCACCUACUUUACUUCAUCCGGAAAAAUGGUGUGAGGAAUUCAACCAUUUCAUUUCACAGUGUCUUAUAAAGGAUUUUGAAAAGCGGCCUUCCGUCACACAGCUCCUCGACCACCCAUUCAUUAAAAGUGCGCAUGGAAAGGUUUUGCUUCUGCAAAAACAGCUGGCCAGGAUCGUCCAAGACCAGAAACAUCUAAACCCAGUUGCUAAAACCAGGCAUGAAAGGAUGCAUACCAGAAGACCCUAUCACGUAGAGAAUGCUGAAAAAUAUUGCCUUGAGGAUGACUUGGUCAAUCUAGAGGUUCUGGAUGAGGAUACAAUUAUUCAUCAGUUGCAGAAACGUUAUGAGGACUUACUGAUUUACACAUAUGUUGGAGACAUCUUAAUUGCCUUAAACCCCUUCCAGAAUCUAAGCAUAUACUCUCCACAGUUUUCCAGGCUUUAUCAUGGGGUAAAACGUGCCUCAAAUCCCCCCCACAUAUUUGCAUCAGCAGACGCUGCUUACCAGUGCAUGGUUACUUUCAGUAAAGACCAGUGCAUUGUCAUCAGUGGAGAAAGUGGCUCUGGGAAGACAGAAAGUGCUCACCUGAUUGUUCAGCAUUUGACUUUCUUGGGAAAGGCUGAUAAUCAGACCCUGAGAGAGAAAAUCCUGCAAGUCAACUCCCUGGUGGAAGCCUUUGGGAAUGCAUGCACUGCCAUCAAUGACAACUCAAGCCGCUUUGGAAAAUACCUGGAAAUGAUGUUUACACCAACUGGAGCUGUGAUGGGGGCAAGAAUCUCUGAAUACCUCCUUGAGAAGUCUAGAGUUAUAAAGCAGGCAGUGGGAGAGAAAAAUUUUCAUAUAUUUUAUUAUAUUUAUGCUGGUCUUUAUCACCAAAAGAAACUUUCUGAAUUCAGACUUCCUGAGGAAAAGCCUCCCAGGUACAUAGCUGAUGAAACUGGAAGAGUGAUCCACGACAUAACUUCCAAGGAGUCUUACAGAAGACAAUUUGAGGCAAUUCAGCAUUGCUUCAGGAUUAUAGGCUUCACUGAUAAGGAGGUGCACUCGGUGUAUAGAAUUUUGUCUGGGAUUUUGAAUAUUGGAAACAUUGAAUUUGCAGCGAUUUCAUCUCAACAUCAGACAGACAAAAGCGAGGUGCCCGAUGCUGAAGCUUUGGGAAAUGCUGCCUCUGUUCUCUGCAUCAGCCCUGAGGAGCUCCAAGAGGCCCUCACCUCCCACUGCGUGGUCACCCGGGGUGAGACUAUCGUCCGUGCCAACACUGUAGACAGGGCUGCUGAUGUCCGAGAUGCCAUGUCCAAAGCCCUGUAUGGGAGGCUCUUCAGCUGGAUUGUGAAUCGAAUCAAUACGCUCCUGCAGCCAGACAAAAACAUAUGUAAUGCAGACGAUGGAAUGAAUGUGGGCAUCUUGGAUAUUUUUGGAUUUGAGAAUUUUCAGAGAAAUUCAUUUGAGCAGCUCUGCAUAAACAUCGCCAAUGAGCAAAUCCAGUACUAUUUCAACCAGCAUGUCUUUGCUCUCGAGCAGAUGGAAUAUCAGAAUGAGGGCAUUGAUGCCGUUCCUGUGGCGUAUGAGGACAACCGCCCACUCUUGGACAUGUUCCUCCAGAAACCCUUGGGACUGCUGGCACUUCUGGAUGAGGAAAGUCGGUUUCCUCAGGCAACUGACCAGACCUUGGUGGAUAAAUUUGAAGAUAAUCUGCGAUGCAAAUACUUCUGGAGGCCCAAAGGAGUGGAGCUGUGCUUUGGCGUUCAGCACUACGCUGGAAAGGUAUUAUAUGAUGCUUCUGGGGUUCUUGAGAAAAACAGAGACACUCUCCCUGCUGAUGUGGUUGUAGUCCUGAGAACAUCAGAAAACAAGCUUCUUCGGCAACUCUUCUCAAUCCCUUUGACCAAAACAGGUAAUUUGGCCCAGACAAGAGCCAGGAUAACUGCAUCUUCAAGAUCUUUACCGCCACAUUUCAGUGCUGGGAGGGCCAAGGUGGACACUCUGGAGGUGAUACGGCACCCAGAAGAAACCACCAACAUGAAGAGACAAACCAUGGCUUCUUACUUUCGGUAUUCUCUGAUGGAUCUGCUCUCCAAAAUGGUGGUCGGACAGCCCCACUUUGUGCGCUGCAUUAAACCCAACGACAACCGAGAGGCCCUGCAAUUUUCCCGAGAAAGGGUUCUGGCCCAGCUCCGCUCCACGGGAAUCCUAGAGACAGUCAGCAUCCGCCAGCAGGGCUAUUCCCACCGCAUCCUCUUUGAAGAGUUUGUGAAAAGGUAUUACUACUUGGCAUUCAGAGCACAUCAAACCCCUCUGGCCAGCAAAGACAGCUGUGUUGCUAUCUUGGAAAAGUCCCGCUUAGAUCACUGGGUACUGGGAAAAACAAAGGUUUUUCUCAAAUAUUACCAUGUCGAACAAUUAAAUUUGCUACUGCGAGAAGUCAUAGGCAGAGUGGUUGUGCUGCAGGCAUAUACCAAGGGGUGGCUUGGAGCCAGGAGAUACAAAAGAGUCAGAGAGAAGAGAGAGAAAGGGGCCAUUGCCAUACAGUCAGCCUGGAGAGGAUAUGAUGCUCGGAGGAAAUUUAAGAAAAUAAGCAACAGAAGGAGUGAGUCUGCUGUUCAUAUUCAAGCAGUUCUCAGGGGCUCUGUAGAUCAUACAAGUCAUCCACAAGCAGAAUGCAACCAUGGCUUUGCAGAGACUUCAGGCAACUCUCCUGCUGUCACGGAGAAAAAUCGGCAGUCACAAGCUCGGAGUUCUGCAAAAGGGUGUGAUGUCUUUGCAGGACCUGCAAAUAAGCACUCAGUGUCUGGGACAUGCCAUGCUGCUCAGGAUCGUCAAGGACUGAGUCCCUGGGGAGCCCCACGAAAACCUGGUUCAGAAAACGGUCUUGCACAGAAGCAGCGAACACCUCGCCGACGAUGUCAGCAGCCCAAAACGCUGAGUAGCCCUGAGGACACCAUGUACUAUAACCAGUUAAAUGGAACUCUAGAAUAUCAAGGGAGCAAGAGGAAGCCAAGAAAACUUGGCCAAAUCAAAGUGCUCGAUGGGGAAGACGAGUACUACAAGUCUCUGUCGCCUGUGGACUCUAUCCCUGAGGAGGGCAAUGCAGCCCAUCCUUUCUUUUUUUCCUCCUCCUCAAAAGGAGAUGCUUUUGCUCCACACUGAGUUGUACUUCCUGACCCGGUAUCUGUUCAGGGUAAGAACAGUCGUGGUAAUGGAUGGCUAUUGAGUGAGAAAGCACCAACAUGGGGUCAGCAGCUUUGAACACACGGCCCGUACCUGAGCCUUACUGCUCAGUGCACAGGUUCCUCAACAUCUCAUCUCUCGGCCACCCUCCCACAUCAGCUGUGCAGCCUGACUCGGUGACUCCCUCCUUUCCCAUCCCACGAGUCCCUGUGGAAGGCUGAGAACACACCAUCGCAGUAGUAACAGCCAUUCUUAUCCCCACCUUCUAAGAAGGUAACCAUCUCCCCAUUGACCAAUCAGGAACACAGACAGUAUUUCCUUACUUAAUUUCUAUGACCUCACUUUUCGGGCUAUGCAGACUCUGCUCCAGGAAGAAUCCAGGAGUUCUGCCCUACUUUCUUCUCAACUCUCUUGUUUAACUGGACCUUUCUGUCCCUCCCGCCUCUCCCAGGUCCAGGCCUCGUAGUCUUUGCCCCAUUCUGAAGGAGUGCUCCCCAUGUCUCUUGGGACAGGAUAAGUCCCUGUGUUUAAGCAGAAAAGCCUAAACCUUUCUAAUUCUUUGUACAAAGCCUUUGGACUCCUCUCUUCCUCUCUUGCUAAUUAUUAUGCUGAGAAAUGCUUUGCCUCUUUAUUUCACCUUGCCAAGGUAAAAUAUCACUCCAGUAGUAAACAGAAGUAAGAAGGAAAGAAAACUUGAUCCUGCCCAAGUCCAGGUCUUACUGUUUCAUAGGUCUCUGUUUACUGGACAGAUGUCUCCAUGAGGCUGUGAGUGACUGCAGGGGAAGCAGCUUAUUUUGUCCAUCUUGGUAUGCAUGGACCCUAGCACAGUGCCUGGCAGGUAGGCACCAGUAACUGUAGGGUGAAUGGAGAGACUGCACUUACACAACCAUAUCUGACAGGAGAGCUUCUUUCUUUUUUCUUUUUUCUUGUUUUUAUGAGAAGAGAGGAGGAAGGAGGGGAAAAGAGAGUGAGGCAUUUUUUGACAGGUCCUGCCCCAGCCUCCCAGUUAGCUAAGAUCAUAGGCGCUGUCACCAAGCCCAGCCUGUUUAUGUUGGGCUGGGAACUGAACCUGGGCAUCCCACACGGCUUCAGUCACUGCAGAGCAACACCCUCCCACUUUCACCACUGCAGCUGGGCCAGAAAAGUUACUUUCAAUGGUAUGUUAUACAUGAUUAAUCAUUUUUCUUACAUCGUAAGCUCUGAUUUUUUUCACUCAAGGAUAGGCUAGUCCUAUUGUAAUGAUGUUUAUAGUACAAUAGUCAAUAUGACUCAAUACAACACAUUUUUGGAAUGUGUUGUAUUCACUUCAUGUGAAACAGCAUCUGAGGGGACCAGCAGAUAGCGUAAUGUUA
This is a messenger RNA of Tupaia belangeri chinensis (Chinese tree shrew), 5360 nucleotides long. It is a transcript of the gene MYO3B, whose product is annotated as myosin IIIB. NCBI's taxonomy places the organism in Eukaryota, Metazoa, Chordata, Mammalia, Scandentia, Tupaiidae. Gene Ontology annotation, cellular component: filopodium tip; stereocilium tip; photoreceptor inner segment. The transcript is spliced from 33 exons. Gene Ontology annotation, biological process: positive regulation of filopodium assembly; peptidyl-serine phosphorylation; regulation of actin filament length. The annotation marks the transcript as partial. Gene Ontology annotation, molecular function: microfilament motor activity; protein serine/threonine kinase activity; protein binding. The record is from RefSeq and is a predicted model, not a curated record.